Oncorhynchus tshawytscha (Chinook salmon) is the source of this 1052-nucleotide messenger RNA. RefSeq names its product TAF7 RNA polymerase II, TATA box binding protein (TBP)-associated factor. Gene Ontology annotation, molecular function: RNA polymerase II general transcription initiation factor activity. Gene Ontology annotation, cellular component: transcription factor TFIID complex. Gene Ontology annotation, biological process: transcription initiation at RNA polymerase II promoter; RNA polymerase II preinitiation complex assembly. The record is from RefSeq and is a predicted model, not a curated record. NCBI's taxonomy places the organism in Eukaryota, Metazoa, Chordata, Actinopteri, Salmoniformes, Salmonidae.
CACGAUGAAGCACAACAUGAGCUGGAGAGUCAUUUUGUCCUGCGGCUGCCAAAAGAAUAUGCCUCAACGAUAAAACGGAUUACCCAAUCUAGCAGCAUGAACCUCAAAGACAGACUGGUAGUUAAUGGUCACCAUGGCAACGUGAGAAGGGAUCGCAUCCUACUGGUGGAUCUGUCCUGCAUCCUGGAGUCUCUGAAAACGGUCUUCUAGAAGACUGCUGACAUCUGUCAGAUGCUGGUGUGCACUUUGGACGGAGACCUCUACCCUCCCCUGGAGGAGCCCACUGGUACUGUAGACCCCAAGAAGAAGAAGGUCAAAGACGAGGUCAAGAGCUUUGUGUGGAACCAUGGCACCACCUGUCCUCUGAAGAACACAAGGAAGAGAAGAUUCAAGAAGAUAUAAAAAAAAAAGUACAUCGAGUCUCCCGACGUGGAGAAGGUAAAGAGAUUGCUAAGCACUGACGCAGAGGCCGUUAGUGUCCGCUGGGAGGUGAUAGCUGAGGAUGAGACCAAGGAGGCAGACAACAAAGGCUGUCUGGUCAACCUGGACUCAGCAGAUGGGGCAUGGCUCCUCUGUACGUACAUGAUGGAGUACCAGGUGCAGGUAGACGGUGUGAAGGCCAAGCUGAAGGAGAUGGGCGCCAGCAAGAAACAACAGGAGGACCUCAUCAUGAAGGUGGAGAACCAGGUGCUGAAAAACUGCUAUCAGGCUCUGCUCAAUUAAAUCAUUCAUCAGGAGGAGCGUCUGCUCCAACAGCUGGCCUCGCUUCAGGAGCAGCUGGACUCACUGAUCGAGAAGUGACCCAAGUGACCACCAGGGGGCAGCCAAGCGUCAAAUGGGUGCUGUGAGACCGGCUGGGGAAUAGAGAAGAAGCAUCUGCCACCACUGAAAGAGCACUCCUCCUUUACAUACAGUUUCAUUCCAUUAUAUAUUUUCCCUUUUGCCUCCAGACAUCAUGGACUUGUUGGAGGACUCGUGUUUCCUGUUUUUGUAUUCUUCCUAUUUUAUUUAAUAGGUUGGUAGAUCUCUGUAAAUAAACUCUUUGUUAAGCC